GAAAUAAAAGGUAAAAAAUCUAAAAUGGAUUCAGAAUAGACCCAACUGGAGCCGAGUCGUGUGCUGCCUUGCUCUUCCUCCUUCUUCGCCAUCUCUCUCACCUGAGCUUUUUUGCUUUUCUUCCAGAUAUUUUUUUUCCUUAAGUCCAUAUUUACCCUCGGAUCCACCACCCAGUCCUUUCGUGUAUAUAUAUAUAUUUCUCGCCGAUCCUCGAUCUGAUACUUUCAGUUAUCCAAAUCGGAGAGAGAGAGAGAGAGAGAAUGUCUUCGGCGAAGACGGCGCGGCAUAGAGGCUCGUCGGCGACGGCGUCGAAGGAGAACGGCGCGAAGGUUGAAGAAGGUCUCAGCGUCUUCAAGUCCGAUAAAUUCGACGCCGAUGUUUUCGUCCAGUCUCGUUGCUCUCUCAACGAGAAGGAAUUAAAGCAAUUAUGUUCAAACCUUAUGGAUCUGAAAAAGGCUUCUGCUGAGGAAAUGCGGAGAAGUGUCUAUGCUAAUUAUGCAGCGUUUAUACGCACAUCAAAAGAGAUAUCAGAUUUAGAAGGAGAGCUUUCUUCCAUCAGAAAUCUGCUAUCUACUCAGGCUGCAUUAAUUCAUGGUUUAGCCGAGGGAGUACACAUUGAUUCGUUAUCUACCUCUGUUUCAGAAGGUUCUACAGUUAAUGGUUUAUUAAUUUCUGAAGGUAGAGAACCUUCAGAACUGGAGAAAUGGUUAAUAGAAUUUCCUGAUCUCUUGGAUGUUCUGUUAGCUGAGAGGAGAGUGGAUGAAGCUUUGGCUGCUCUUGAUGAAGGAGAGCGUGUAGCUUCUGAAGCAAAAGAAAAGAAAACUCUGACCCCAGCUGUACUCAUGUCUCUACAGGCUUCUAUUGUUGAACGUAGGCAAAAAUUAGCUGAUCAACUUGCUGAAGCUGCUUGCCAGCCUUCUACACGUGGUGGUGAACUUCGUUCAGCUAUAUCAGCUCUUAAAAAGCUUGGGGAUGGCCCUCGUGCUCACAGUUUGCUACUUAAUGCACAUUUACAAAGAUAUCAAUGUAAUAUGCAGAGCCUUCGCCCAUCAAGCACCUCAUACGGAGGAGCAUAUACUGCUGCUCUCUGCCAGCUGGUGUUCUCUGCUAUUGCUCAAGCUGCAAGUGAUUCGUCGGGCAUUUUUGGUGAGGAACCAGCUUAUUCUUCUGAGCUUGUGAUGUGGGCUACAAAGCAAACGGAGGCUUUUGCUCGUCUUGUUAAACGACAUGCAUUAGCUUCAUCAGCAGCUGCUGGAGGUUUAAGAGCUGCUGCAGAAUGUGUUCAAAUAGCAUUAGGUCAUUGUUCAUUGUUAGAAGCUCGUGGCUUGGCACUUUGUCCUGUGCUUUUGAAACUAUUUAGGCCUAGUGUUGAACAAGCACUUGAUGCUAAUUUAAAAAGAAUUGAAGAGAGCACUGCUGCUCUGGCUGCUGCUGAUGAUUGGGUACUCACUUAUCCUCCAACAACUACACGUCAAUCUGGCAGGCCUUCAAGUGUAUCCCUUGGUCCAACAGCAUUUCAACAUAAACUUACAAGUAGUGCUCAUCGGUUCAAUCUGAUGGUCCAGGAUUUCUUCGAGGAUGUUGGACCACUGCUAAGUAUGCAGUUAGGAGGUCAAACAUUGGAAGGUUUGUUUCAAGUGUUUAACUCAUAUGUGAGCAUGCUCAUAAAAGCAUUACCAGGUUCAAUGGAGGAAGAGGCAAACUAUGAAGGUUCUGGAAAUAAAAUUGUCCGAAUGGCUGAGACUGAAGCUCAGCAAAUUGCAUUGCUAGCAAAUGCAUCAUUAUUAGCAGAUGAACUGCUCCCACGUGCGGCCAUGAAACUUUCUCCACUUAGUCAGGCUACUUACAAGGAUGAUGCACGUAGAAGACCUUUAGAUAGACAAAACCGUCAGCCUGAGCAAAGAGAAUGGAAGAGGCGGCUUGUGAGCUCAGUUGACAGAUUAAAAGAUACAUUUUGCCGUCAACAUGCUCUAGAUCUCAUUUUUACAGAGGAAGGAGAUAGCCAUCUCACUGCAGACAUGUACAUAACUAUGGAUGUAAAUGCGGAUGAAUUCGAGUGGUCUCCAUCUCUAAUAUUCCAGGAACUCUUUGCAAAAUUGAAUAGAAUGGCUACCAUAGCAGCAGAUAUGUUUGUUGGCAGGGAAAGAUUUGCCACAUUGCUAUUAAUGAGACUUACGGAAACUGUCAUCUUGUGGCUUUCAGAAGACCAAAGCUUUUGGGAUGAUAUUGAAGAAGGGCCAAAGCCUUUAGGUCCUCUUGGUUUACAACAGUUCUAUUUGGACAUGAAGUUUGUCAUAUGUUUUGCUUCCCAAGGCCGCUACUUAUCUCGGAAUUUACAUCGAGUCGUCAAUGAGAUCAUAUCAAAAGCCAUGGCAGCAUUUGCUGCAACAGGAAUGGAUCCAUAUAGUGUGCUUCCGGAAGAUGAUUGGUUUAAUGAAAUCUGUCAAGACACAAUUGAAAGAUUGAGUGGAAAACCAAAAGUCGUCAAUGGAGAUCGGGAUCUUAGCAGCCCAACUGCAUCAGUUUCGGCACAUUCAAUUUCAUCUGUGAGAUCUCAUGGGAGUUCCUAAAGUGCAGUCUUCUCAUCUCCCCCUUGUAAAUUAGACAGCAACAGAUUCCAUGGUGGAUAUGUUGGCAGGUACUUGUAUUCAUAGUAAGCUUUCUUCAUUUACCUUCUUCCCCUGAUUUUUGUUUGUCUUCUUUUUGUUCUCUUUUUUUUCAACUUUCUUUAGGUUGAUGUUUGCAUGGUAAUGAGUCUAGUAAUUCUUUUCAUUGUCUUACUGAGCAAACAUUUGAGUUUGUAAAUGUUCAUUCCAUCAUUUGAUCCUGGAUCCAAAUUUUAUAUUAUUCUUUUACAAAUAUGGGUGGAGUUCUUGUU
Quercus lobata is the source of this 2878-nucleotide messenger RNA. RefSeq names its product exocyst complex component EXO84B. The transcript has 7 exons. The record is from RefSeq and is a predicted model, not a curated record. The coding region runs from base 261 to 2570 and encodes 769 amino acids. Gene Ontology annotation, cellular component: exocyst. Gene Ontology annotation, biological process: intracellular protein localization; exocytosis; Golgi to plasma membrane transport. NCBI's taxonomy places the organism in Eukaryota, Viridiplantae, Streptophyta, Magnoliopsida, Fagales, Fagaceae.